CUGUUUUUUAAAGUUGACAUCCAGUCAGUCAGAGAUCAAUGUGAGUGUGUGAUUGAAACUCUUGGGUUGUCUUGUCCGUGCACACACUCUGAUCUAGAGAACUAGCAUAUAUAAACGGCGCGAUGCGAUCCUAGCAGCCCGCCUCGUCCCUGCGAGGCGCGUGAGGGCCAUCGCGACCUGCAUGGAAAGCUUCACCAAUGAGGGUGCCGACAGGCACGCGGGCGCGCCGGGGCCAGCGCUGCCGCCAGACGCGGCCCACGAAGGAGGGGCUGCGGCUGGAAACGUCCCUGGGGCUGCCUCGGCUGCGGCGACGCACGAAGGAGGGGCAGCGGAUGAUCCUGCCGGCGCGGCGCCGCCCGCCGAGGCCGCGGAUGUAGCACUACCGGGAACGCCAGCGGCAGCCGCGCCCUUGCUGGCAGCUCAAGAGAUUCCGGCCGCCGCGCCGGCGGUGGAGGAAUCGCAGCCGCGGACGAGGCGCCCGCGGCCGGACGACGGGCAGCGCGUCGGCACGUGGCGUACCGCGCGGCGCGACAAUCAAAUGUCGAGGACGCCGUCGACGCGCCGGGGUGCUCUUCAUGUAGUACGCUGCUCGAUUUGCGCGCAGGCACGGAAGAGCGCCAGUACGUGACCGAGGUCAUCCUGAGGUUCGGCGAGGGGCGCCUCCCGAACGUGCCCGACAACACGUCGCUCCGCGUCCUCCUCUCGACGGUCCUGAACUGCAGUCCCAUGCGCAUCACACGGUGUGUAAAUCAAACUUCCGUGCUGACUCAUCGGUGGAUUUGCGCUCAGGCAUCACGAAGAAAUUCUCGGGCAGGAACGCGCUCCCGCGCGGGCGCUACCGCCGCACCGCCGCGCCGGAGCCCGCGGCUGUGUGGAAAUCAAAUUUCGGGCGCCCCACGCCAUCGACGCGACGUGCUUUCCGUAGCUGCGUCUGCGCGAUGGCGUGGAGUUUUCAGGCCAUGGACGCGACGUUGUCGCCCGUGACCGCGUCGGUUCGAUGGCGUGGAGGUUCACGAAGUCCACGCAAUAUUUCUCAGGAUAACCUAACUCACUGGUUGAUUUCCACACAGGCCCGCGGCCCUCGAGCGGCUCCGGACGCUCGAGCGCGCGUUCCACCGGCGCGUCCGGGACGACGGCGCGAAGCUGACGACGAGCCUCUGCGGCACGUACGACCUGCCCACGCCGCAGUCCCUCGUCGACGCCACCACCACGGCGCAGGCGUCCGCCGGUCGCCGCUCGCCGACCGCGAAGCGCUCGCGCUCGCGCUCGCGGACGGCGUCCCCGGACCCUCCGCCGACGCUGAUGGCUCCGGUCCCGUCGUCCUACGGCGCGCCGGCCCUGGCGGGGCCCUACACCGGUCCGGAGCCCGCCUACGCCGGGGCCUGGCCGGCGCCGCCGGCGCCGCCGGAGCCCCAUUCUCUCUCGAUCGCGGUCGCCGGCCUGCUGGACCCUGUGUGGAAAUCAAAUUUACGGCGCGUUCGUCCUGAAUCGCCGCGUCGUCGUUCACGCCAUCGACGCGACGCCUGCUCGAUGGCGUGGCCAUGUCGGUUCCUCACCGCUCGACGGAGCCAGCGCGGCCACGCCAUCGCCGAGAAAUGA
Molecule: messenger RNA, 1599 nt
Organism: Pelagomonas calceolata
Lineage: Eukaryota; Pelagophyceae; Pelagomonadales; Pelagomonadaceae
Source: the annotation of a GenBank genome assembly